Messenger RNA from Coregonus sp. 'balchen', 8899 nucleotides. The record is from the annotation of a GenBank genome assembly. Lineage: Eukaryota; Metazoa; Chordata; Actinopteri; Salmoniformes; Salmonidae.
CUGCUGGACAAGAGAUCAAGAUGAGGAAGUUUGUGGAGCUGUUGCUCCUCAUGUUGGUACUAACACACACAGCCAGGGGCCAGAGCAGGAGGAGGAAGGGCCAGAGAGACGACAACCAGGUCCUCCAAAAUGAAGGAAAAAGUAAGUGGGUUUCAUUCAUUAAUUCAUUCAUCGAUUCGUUCAUUCUUUCAUUUAUUCAUUCAUUCAUGCAUUCAUCCAUUCAUGUAUUCAUGCAUGUAUUCAUUCAUUCAUUCACUCACCUUUAAUCCUCUCCACCCUCUCUCUUUCCAUCCCUCUCUCUCUCUUCCCCCUCCCCAAUAGUUCUGAUCUGCCCGGUGGAGAUCAUGUUCAUCCUGGACAGCUCAGAGAAGGCCAAGGUGCUGCUGUUUGAGAAGCAGAAAGACUUUGUCCUGCGUUUCAGCACGCGGCUCAUGCAGAUCCAGGCAGCAGGCUGGAGACUGAGGUUGAGGCUGGCCGCGCUGCAGUACAGCAGGUUGGUACUGUAGAGGUUAGAGGGAUGAGGCUGACUGUGCUGCAGUACAGCAGGUUGGUACUGUAGAGGUUAGAGGGAUGAGGCUGACUGUGCUGCAGUACAGCAGGUUGGUACUGUAGAGGUUAGAGGGAUGAGGCUGACUGUGCUGCAGUACAGCAGGUUGGUACUGUAGAGGUUAGAGGGAUGAGGCUGACUGUGCUGCAGUACAGCAGGUUGGUACUGUAGAGGUUAGAGGGAUGAGGCUGACUGUGCUGCAGUACAGCAGGUUGGUACUGUAGAGGUUAGAGGGAUGAGGCUGACUGUGCUGCAGUACAGCAGGUUGGUACUGUAGAGGUUAGAGGGAUGAGGCUGACUGUGCUGCAGUACAGCAGGUUGGUACGGUAGAGGUUAGAGGGAUGAGGCUGACUGUGCUGCAGUACAGCAGGUUGGUACUGUAGAGGUUAGAGGGAUGAGGCUGACUGUGCUGCAGUACAGCAGGUUGGUACUGUAGAGGUUAGAGGGAUGAGGCUGACUGUGCUGCAGUACAGCAGGUUGGUACUGUAGAGGUUAGAGGGAUGAGGCUGACUGUGCUGCAGUACAGCAGGUUGGUACUGUAGAGGUUAGAGGGAUGAGGCUGACUGUGCUGCAGUACAGCAGGUUGCUACUGUAGAGGUUAGAGGGAUGAGGCUGACUGUGCUGCAGUACAGCAGGUUGGUACGGUAGAGGUUAGAGGGAUGAGGCUGACUGUGCUGCAGUACAGCAGGUUGGUACUGUAGAGGUUAGAGGGAUGAGCUAACAACCAGAGAGUCUCCGGUUCUAUCCCAUGGCAGCCGGGACAAAAAUCUGGGCGGGAGUGGGCUGGCAACUAGUGGGUUGCUAGUAUUAGUAUCCCACUGUAGAUGUAAUCUUCUGCCCUUGUGCUCUCCAUCUAGCUGCUCUAGAUUUAACUGCUCUCCAUCUUCUUCUUCUUCUUCUUCUUCUUCUUCUUCUUCUUCUUCUUCUUCUUCUUCUUCUUCUUCUUCUUCUUCUUCUUCUUCUUCUUCUUCUUCUCCUAGCUCUGUUUCCCUGGAGCACAACUUCCGGGACUGGCAGGAUGUGGAUGUGUUCCAGAGCAGAGUGGCGUCCAUGGCCUACAUCGGACACGGAACCUACUCAGCCUACGCCAUCACUAACGCUACACAGGUCUGCAUAUCAUUAUCUGGUAGUGCUUUAUUUGGAUAGUCCCCUACAGAUGGUUGAUGGAUGUUAAACUAACCAUCAACUAACCGUUCAACUAACUAUCCACUAAACCUAACCCUAGUCCUAACCCCAAGCCAAUAGGGUUGCAUAUGAAAGUUUGUUGAUAGUUUGAUUAUCUAUAGAGGACUAUCCAAAGAAAGUAGAACCAAUUGAGAACAAAGUGCACCAUACAAAAAACAAGUAUGAGACUCAAUACCAAAGUACAAUCAAAUGAUUAUAACACCCAGAUGUUUAGCCGUGAGACAGCGGCCAACAGCCUGAGGGUGAUGUUGCUAAUGACCGACGGCGUGGACCAUCCCCGCAGCCCCAGUGCUGUGACCGCCGCGGCCGAGGCUAAGAACCACAACAUUCGUCUGUUCACCAUCGGGCUAUCGGGUCUACCCUGGGACGGGCCCACCAAUGCCAGGCUACGUUCCAUCGCCAGUGCCCCGCCACAGCAGCACGUCCUCAGCCUUACAGACAACCUGCUGGAGGAUAAACUCUUCAGAGAACUGGUGAGUGGUGAUGGGAGUGAGCUGUCCUCAAGGAUACCAACAUGUCUUGACAUUGCCAUACAAUUCUAGAUGUUUAUGUUUUCCUUCAGCCCCUAAAUCCCGAUUCAGUAGGGCUCAUGCUGUGAGUUACCUGACCAGGAUUAAAAUGGCUCAAUUUAAACAUAUACAUUACUGAGCACCUGAGUGUGAGCUAUCAAAAUAUAAAUCACCGUUUUUUUUUGCUAUUUCUUCUUUUUUUAGAACGCGCUUGUCAACACAGGGGUAAAUAUGUCCCUUUUUCUUUUCAUUUGGAAUGUAAAUAUGAUUAUCUCUGAGGUGUAUACUCAAAUGUUGCUUCUCUUGGUUUUAGUGCCCACAGCCAAAGUCCUGUCUGUGUGAUAAAGGAGAGAGAGGUCCCCCUGGAAGCCCAGUGAGUCCACUUCUGUCUCAUUGUCGAACUUGUUCUUGUUUUGGCUCAAAAGCAUCUUCUAGUAGCUAGUAAACACUAUACGCUAUAACUCUUCUUCAGUUUUAAUUUUGUUGUCUUUUGUCAAUUCAGUCAAUUCAGGAAGUACACUGACAUUUAAAUUCCAAUUUUCCUCAUUGAAAAGCACUGACUGGUUUGAUGAAUUGACCUCAUAUGUCGAGGUUGAUGUGUCCAAAUUGACAGUGGUUUACUCUGCAGUACAGAGGAGCAGUAAUCCUCAGACAGGCCUGUGUUAUUGCUGGCAAGUUCACCAGUUGGACAACCAUGGGCUGUAACCCCCCUACAUAUCCCUUUGUAUGCAACCAGGGGCUUUCCCAGUCAUAGCACCCAGUCCCUAACGCACCCUAACUGCUCAACGCCCCUCUAACACCCCUGCAUACCCCACUGUAUGCUCAUAGCAGGUGCAUCUGGCCUCUUUGUGAAUAGGAUGAGUUGUAUCUGGCCUCUGUGUAUACAAGAGGGGUCCUGGGCAUCACAUCAAAGAGUAGGAAGUGUUUCCCACACUGCAAGUGUAGCAGAGCUGUACUGUGCGAGGGGCGAAGGGUCAUGGCGUAAAAUAAAAGAAUAGCAUAGAGGGACUGUGUUUUGACUAGCAGGCCUUUUGAAGAGCGACUUUUGGCUGGAAGCAGAGGUCAAGGAUAGGAGAUUAGGUGUGGGCAAACACACAGGGAGGGGAUGGGCCCCUGACACUAUUGAGUUUACUGAGGCUAUACGGCACAGUGGCCCCUGACACUAUUGAGUUAACUGAGGCUAUACGGCACAGAGGCCCCUGACACUAUUGAGUUAACUGAGGCUAUACUGCACAGAGGCCCCUGACACUAUUGAGUUUACUGAGGCUAUACGGCACAGUGGCCCCUGACACUAUUGAGUUUACUGAGGCUAUACGGCACAGAGGCCCCUGACACUAUUGAGUUUACUGAGGCUAUACGGCACAGUGGCCCCUGACACUAUUGAGUUUACUGAGGCUAUACGGCACAGUGGCCCCUGACACUAUUGAGUUAACUGAGGCUAUACGGCACAGUGGCCCCUGACACUAUUGAGUUAACUGAGGCUAUACGGCACAGAGGCCCCUGACACUAUUGAGUUAACUGAGGCUAUACGGCACAGAGGCCCCUGACACUAUUGAGUUUACUGAGGCUAUACGGCACAGUGGCCCCUGACACUAUUGAGUUAACUGAGGCUAUACGGCACAGAGGCCCCUGACACUAUUGAGUUUACUGAGGCUAUACGGCACAGUGGCCCCUGACACUAUUGAGUUUACUGAGGCUAUACGGCACAGUGGCCCCUGACACUAUUGAGUUAACUGAGGCUAUACGGCACAGAGGCCCCUGACACUAUUGAGUUGACUGAGGCUAUACGGUAAAGAGGCCCCUGACACUAUUGAGUUUACUGAGGCUAUACGGCACAGAGGCCCCUGACACUAUUGAGUUGACUGAGGCUAUACGGCACAGAGGCCCCUGACACUAUUGAGUUAACUGAGGCUAUACGGCACAGAGGCCCCUGACACUAUUGAGUUAACUGAGGCUAUACGGCACAGAGGCCCCUGACACUAUUGAGUUAACUGAGGCUAUACGGCACAGAGGCCCCUGACACUAUUGAGUUAACUGAGGCUAUACGGCACAGAGGCCCCUGACACUAUUGAGUUGACUGAGGUUGUAUAGGCUACCACAGGGUUUGAGGCUGAUAAUACAUAGAGAGGUCACAGGAACAGCAUAGACAGGGACAUGCACCGAACGACCACGGUCACCUACGCACGAAUCUACACACACUACAGGGAUGUUAUGGGAACAACCAGGGAUGAAAAUUGGCCCCGAAAAAUCACAUUCUGUCCAAUAAUCUGUCCAUUCUGUCCUCUGAUGGAAUGAUCUCUCCAUUCCUGUGUAAUCUGCAGGGGAAAUCAGGCCAGCCUGGAUCUGACGGUACUCCCGGUCCUAAAGGAUUUAAUGUAAGUUCUUCGUUUUGCCCUGAGAUAAUCCCACCAAUGUUCGUUUGUUGUGACAGAAAGAAUGCUGUUUUCUUUAUAUACGUUGAUGUUCGUUGUAAUGUUUUUAUAUAUGUUGAUGGAUGUAUGGAUGUAUUCACUGUCUGGUCUCUGGUGUCACUGUAGGGGGAACCUGGUAUCAAUGGAAGGCCUGGGAUGGAGGGUAUCGAGGUACUGUAGCAUAGAUGACUAAGCCAAUCUAUACAGGUAUAUUGUUGACUUAUAACUGAUGUAUCGAUUUUUAUUGAGAUCUCUCCCAUUGUUUUAGGGUCAGCCCGGCACUAGAGGGGGAAAGGUGAGAUACCAGUACUACUUGCUGACCAUAAAUGAAUGACAGUACAAUACAGCAAAUCAUUAAUUACAGCAAAGAAAACUGACCCAUGAUGGAUUGGAUGCUGAAUCAUAGUGAAACAGCUCGUCAAGGUCCCAAUGCUACUCUGACAACAAACACUAGCUAACACAUGCUAGCUAGAUACCAUCAGUUUGAACCAGUGCCAUCGUCCUCUGGCACGCCACGGUUUAAAAGGCUCAGUGCAGUCAAAAUUCUGUCUUCUCUGCUUUUUCUGUUUUCCAGGGGGAAAGAGGCGAGUGCGGCACCCCCGGGAUGAAGGGAGAUCAUGUAGGCACGCCUCUGCUCUGUUCAUUGUAAAUGGCUAUCCCCCACGCUAACUGCUACUCAGUGCAUUCAGAUGCCUUGCUGACUUUGGAUGAAUUACAUUGUGAUGUGAAGAGAUAAAAAACAAAAAAAUGUAUGCACUCACUAACUGUAAGUCGCUCUGGAUAAGAGCGUCUGCUAAAUGACUAAAAUGUAAAUGUAAAGAGAUAGCUAUACGCUAGACUCAACAGCUUGUAAGCUUGUAACUCUGAGUUAGAGUUGCACAUGUCCUUUUUAAAGUUCUUGUGACUUUUGGCUGCACCCUCAAUGGGUUGUUUUGUCCCUCUUCCCCUCCUGACUGUGACCUGUUCCCACAGGGGCCAAACGGACCUCCAGGCCCUCAGGGACCCAGAGGAGAGCAGGUGACUCAAUAAUAUAAUAUAACUUUAUUGUCCAUAUGUUACAGCGAACAAUAUGGUCAAUAUGGUGGUGGCAUGGUCAUUUUGGAGACAUGCAGAUCAAUGUUUUUUCCCAGAGGCCUCAGACAAUGUUUGCUUGGUUAUUGUCAUGUCGAUACAGACUUGGGGCCCUACAAAAUAGAUCAAAAUAGAUAGCCAAGUCCCAGGGAUAAGUCAAAGUCAUUAUUUCUGUGCUGCAGGAGUGACUGUUUUGUGCUUGUGAAACAAAAAGAAAACUCAACUUCGUAUCGAUUCUUUCUAACACACUUUAUCACUGUACAGGGAAAAUGUUAUAUUUGACUUACCCUGGAAACAAGAGGAGGCUGGUCGGAUGAGCUAUAGGAAGACGGCUAAUUGUAAUGCAUGGAAUGGAAUCAAUGGAACAGAGUCAAAUAUGUGUGAUGUGUUUGACUCCGUUCCAUUUAUUCCAUUCCAGCCAUUACACUGAGCCUGUCCUCCGAUAGCUCUUCCCACCGGCCUCUGCUGGAAACAGGAAAACAACUAGGUUUAAUUGAAUAAGGCCCUGAGUAUCUUUAGAAUCCAGUAUAUGUACUUACAUGUGUUCUAAAUUAUAAUGUCUUCGAUUUACAUACUGAGGAGAAAUCCCCAUGGCCAUAACAAUUUUGAAAAAUCCCACUCCUCACACAACACUUUGCCCAUUCAUACCUGUGUGUGAAUGAGUGAGUGGUCAAAUUGAACGAUUCCUGUGACUACACCCCCACAUCCGACCCUCCACUGGAACCAUCAGUAUCUCAUGGAGAUGCACACUGAGUAUGAAGCUUUUCUCCCAGUCUGCACUUAUGGAAUGUGAGUCCUGGAUUAGUCCUUAUCCCGUCCUAAUGGAGCCUAUCUAAAGAAGGGAAUCCAAGCCUGCAGUUUAUUGUCUUUAUCGCCCACCAGACUAUUGUCCUGCAGCAUUAGUGUUUCUGCACAUGUUAUCCACCCCCCCUUAAUUCCUCCUUAAACGCUUUUCACGCCCCUCCUGCAUUAGCAUGACAACAGCAGUCCAUCGUCUGAAUACGGUGGUGGUUUUUAGAUUUUAGUUUUAGGCCUGGUCCAUACCAUGUUCCCAUGGGGACUGGGGAGUACCUAUGCGAAUAAUUGUAGAAAUAUGGAGGAUGAUCAAACAUAAUUUGAUUGACCACACCCUGACCCUCCAAAAUAUACAUGACCUGUUUGCCAUACCAUAACAUUGACCAGAGAAUUUGAAACUAAACAUUGCUGCUCACACGCAUUUUUGUAAAAAAAAUUUACAAAGUAAGCUUAGCGGGAUAUAGAGGGAAUUUUAAAGAAUUUAGAACAUUCAGUUGAUUUAUUGAUUUAUUGGUUUUCUUAUUUGGGAUUAUACAGUAUUUGUGUAUGUGUGUGUGUGGUGGGGAGGGGUUCUAACAAGGAAAACUCAAGGCCCUGUGAAUUUAGCCUACUGCAGAUUAUUUAAAUUCAGGCAUUGACCGAAGUGUUUGUCUUGUCUCUGUUGCAGGGUCUUAUUGGAGGUCCUGGGGACCAGGGCUCUGAAGGACCUGUAGGACCCAAAGUAAGGAUGACGCUAAACUUCCUAUACCUCCAGAAAUGUUCUAGAUAAAGAUAAACAGCUAAAAUGUACUGAGGAAGUUGGGGAAAGGUGAAAAUGAUGCCCCUCUCUUUCCCAGGGUGACCGUGGACCUGGUGGAGUGAUGGGACCUCCAGGGGAUACUGGCAUCGGCUUUCCUGGACCUAAGGUUAGUUUAGAUCUGUUGUUAGGGGUGACUUCUACCUCUUUUCUGUCAUACGAUCUCUCUAGUGAUCCCUCUAGUAAUCCCUCUAGUGAUCUCUCGGAUUCUAAUCCUAGUUUCUCCUGUAUCCUAGGGCAAUAAGGGAAAUCAGGGAAGGCCUGGACCCAAUGGUCCCAUGGGUAUGGGUGAACCAGGACUGCCAGUAAGUUCACAAUGUUUGUUAGGUGUUAUGGCUAGAUAUCUUUCUUAUGUCAAUGCUUGCUUGACAUAGCCCUCUUGUAGAAUUACCCUGCAGUGUGUCAGGCUAUCCACUAGGUGGAGACAUAUUGUAAAUAAUUGAGCUUUGCUCUAUGCUGAGGAAUAUAUGCAAUUUUUAUCCUCUGUAUUAUGUCUACUAGGGUCCGAUUGGUUCUCCAGGGGUUCAGGGAACACAAGGGUCCCCAGGAGAGGGUCUACCAGGGCCUAAGGUGAGACACCAUCACUAGCUGUUCAACCCACUGAAUAGUCUAGCUUGAAUAUGUACUGUAUGUGAGAUAUGACAUGUAGGAAUCACAUAUCUUUCUUAUUUAUACAGUAAAGUGUGUACCUAGCUAAUGGCUCAGUGUCCUUUAUGUGUUUCAGGGUGACAGGGGUUACGAGGGUCCUAAGGGCAUCCGCGGCACCCAGGGUUCAGGGUUCAAAGGUGACAAGGUAUGUUAGCCCUAACCCUGACCUUAAACUUAACCCUAAACCAUCUCAAGAUGGAAGGUAUUGAACAGACAUCAUGAAUUGCUGUGUGUCUAUGUUGAUGAUGGUCAUGAAAACAUUGUGUACAGUAAGGCAGGGGUUCUCAAAGUGGGGAACUGCAGAGGGUCCGCGGCCAAAUUCUUUUGUCUGCCUCAAGGCAACAUUUGUAGAAUAGCAGGAAAUGUGCUUUAAAACUUCAAAAUUGUCUCUCUGAUGUCAAGAGGGGGGCCUUUUAAAUGUUAAUUCCCAGGGGCCGAGACUUGAUAUGUCCGGCCAUGCACUGCGGAAGUCAUAGUAAAACUGCUUGUAUGCUAUUUUUAUCACACUCUAAAGUAGGAGUUGUGUUCUGAUAUUAUGACAGUCCCUUAUGAAGUUGCUAUCAUAAAAGGGGUACCGACGCAAAAAAAAAAGUUUGGGAACCCCUGCACUAAGGGAUUACCGCUUAUCCCCUGAUCCCUCUAACCUCUGACCUCCAGGGAAACACAGGAGCCCCAGGUUUGCCAGGAUUGGUGGGUUUUCCAGGUGCAGGGAUCCAAGGAGAAAAGGCAGGCCUAUCAAAUUAUUCCAUUAUUUGUUCUACUGUUUCCACUCUGUUACACUAUUUCAAUUUGUAUCCCACUGACAUUCUGUUUGUUGGAUCACUCACGUAUAACUGAACUGACUCUUCUCUGCCCCUCUCUCUCUUUGCAGGGAGACAAUGGUCCAUCUGGGUCUUCCGGCCCUCGGGGGCCACCAGGGUUGGGAAUAGUUGGUCCA